UCAACAACUAACUUGCGCUAUCCGAUGGAGAGAGGAUCAGUUUUCGAAGCGUCUCGUGGUUUAUAAAAAUCUAUCACAGUAAACAAAUUUCCAUAGACAAAUAGCCCCUUCGUCAACCGCGGAACAUAGUCAUGCAAUAUCAGCACCCGGCGCAAUCAACAAUGAAUGCUCCUCUUUACGCACCGACCCCUGUCCAGCCGGUACACCCGACUCCGUUUUAUAUUGAAGACAUUCUUGGCAGAAACAGCACUCCGUCGACUAGCACGGUCGUACCGACGCCUACAUUGCCAUCUCCCAAUUCUUCGUUUACGAGUUUGGUGCCACCUUACCGAACCCCUAUCUACGAGCCAACUCCGAUCCACCCGGCUCUUUCACACCAUGCUGCGUUAACAGCCACAUAUGCCUCAGGCGCAUUCACCAGUUCCAUUUAUCCGUUUCACCGCUCGGUUGGAGACUAUACCCACGCUUUGAUUAGACACGACCCCCUUGGUAAACCUCUUUUAUGGACACCAUUUAUACAACGUCCAUUGCACAAACGAAAAGGUGGCCAAGUUCGAUUCUCAAAUGACCAGACAAUCGAACUGGAAAAGAAAUUCGAGACACAAAAAUAUCUGUCACCACCGGAGAGAAAGCGACUGGCGAAGAUGCUGCAGCUGAGCGAGAGACAGGUGAAAACUUGGUUUCAGAACCGCAGAGCGAAGUGGAGGCGACUCAAACAGGAAAACCCUCAAGGCAGCAAGCGGGAAAUGGAGGAUGACAGCUCGGAGAGAAUUUGUGACCAGCGGCAAGAUUUGGAAUCCAGCCCUAAUCAUAGGCGCACAGAUGUUACACAUAAACAUGCGCAGCCCUCGCCGCAGUCUCAUGGAGAAAUGGAUUCGGACAUUUCUGAUGAUUCGGAUCAAGAAUUGGACAUUGAGGAAGACGACAUCGAGUUCUCUAUAAAUCCGCAGAUAUGAGGUCAUUCGCAUCGCUUUUGUAAAUACUGUAUACGUGUACAUACAUAUGAGAAUUCACUUAUUGUCUUUAAACAUAAAUUAAUGAAAAUACAUCUGAUUCUAGUCCGUCAGUUAUACAGUAUAAUCAAUUGUUUCAAACGGCUGAUCAUGGAAACUUGAAGAGGUUUUUUUUCGGG
This is a messenger RNA of Chanos chanos (milkfish), 1132 nucleotides long. RefSeq names its product hematopoietically expressed homeobox (gene hhex). Bases 132 to 956 code for a protein of 274 amino acids. The transcript is spliced from 4 exons. Gene Ontology annotation, biological process: cell differentiation; regulation of transcription by RNA polymerase II. Lineage: Eukaryota; Metazoa; Chordata; Actinopteri; Gonorynchiformes; Chanidae. Gene Ontology annotation, molecular function: DNA-binding transcription factor activity, RNA polymerase II-specific; RNA polymerase II cis-regulatory region sequence-specific DNA binding. The record is from RefSeq and is a predicted model, not a curated record.